Messenger RNA from Myotis daubentonii (Daubenton's bat), 1850 nucleotides. It is a transcript of the gene TBX10, whose product is annotated as T-box transcription factor 10. Gene Ontology annotation, cellular component: chromatin; nucleus. NCBI's taxonomy places the organism in Eukaryota, Metazoa, Chordata, Mammalia, Chiroptera, Vespertilionidae. Gene Ontology annotation, biological process: cell fate specification; regulation of transcription by RNA polymerase II; positive regulation of DNA-templated transcription. The transcript has 8 exons. Gene Ontology annotation, molecular function: DNA-binding transcription factor activity, RNA polymerase II-specific; RNA polymerase II cis-regulatory region sequence-specific DNA binding. Bases 268 to 1575 code for a protein of 435 amino acids. The record is from RefSeq and is a predicted model, not a curated record.
CGCGCGCCUGAGUGACAGAGUUCAGGUGCAUGUAGCUGAGUGGGACUGAAACCCACGAGAAUGUUGUAAACAUCUUGGUCACACCCUGACUUUGCCUCGAGGCAUCUGCUAUAAAAUAAAGACACGGCUUGUGGGCGCUGGUCUGUCUCUCCAUCAGAGGAGCAGCGUCCCACCGAGACCCAGCUCAUUCUCUUGUCUGUCUUUUCUAAGCUUUUCAUCGCCCCCACUCAAGGUCACUGAACCGGGCUGAGCUGGCAUGAGUAUGCCAUGGCCGUGCCGGCUCCCCACAGCAAAGCUUUUGGCCAAGGCUUGUGCCAGGAUGGCAGAUCAAAAGGCAGGAUCUUGAGGGAAAAAAGUGAGGAGGCCAGAGCAGAAAGAUGGCUCCCGGAGGCAGGAUUCGGGCGUGUUUUCCAGGUCAGAGACACCUUCCUCUCCACAGGCCUUGGGGUACUUGCAGCCUCCGAGACCUACCCCCUGCCCAUGAGCAGCUCCAGCUGGGAGCCCCGGCUGGUUUCUCCGUUCCCAUCAGGCCUUUCUACUGGCUCCACAGGGGCCCAAGCCAUGGGUGAGCCCACCAGGCAGGGCCCCAAGAACCCGCACGUGUCCAGCGUGACGGUCCAGCUGGAGAUGAAGGCUCUGUGGGAGGAGUUCAACCAGCUGGGCACAGAGAUGAUCGUCACCAAGGCAGGCAGGAGGAUGUUCCCCACCUUCCAGGUGAAGAUCCUGGGCAUGGACUCGCUGGCUGACUACGCCCUGCUCAUGGACUUCGUGCCCCUGGAUGACAAGAGAUACAGGUACGCCUUCCACAGCUCGGCCUGGCUGGUGGCCGGCAAGGCGGACCCGGCCACGCCCGGCCGUGUGCACUUCCACCCCGACUCACCGGCCAAGGGCGCGCAGUGGAUGCGCCAGAUCGUGUCCUUUGACAAGCUCAAGCUGACCAACAACCUGCUGGACGACAACGGCCACAUCAUUCUCAACUCCAUGCACCGCUACCAGCCCCGCUUCCACGUGGUCUUCGUGGACCCACGCAAGGACAGCGAGCGCUACGCCCAGGAGAACUUCAAGUCCUUCGUGUUCACGGAGACCCAGUUCACGGCCGUGACGGCGUAUCAGAACCACCGGAUCACGCAGCUGAAAAUCGCCAGCAACCCUUUCGCCAAGGGCUUUAGAGAGAGUGACCCGGACUCCUGGACUGCAUCUGCACAGCCCCUGCCCAGCGUCCCGGCCCGGAGUCGCAGCAGCCUUGGGCCCUGCCUGCUGAGGGGCUGCACAGAGCAGGAGAAAGAUCCCAACAAAGCUCCAGCUUCCACCUCCAGGAGCCCUGCUCGGCUCCACCACCAGCUGCUGGCCACCCCCGAGGCUCUGCUGGCCCCCGCCACCUACCGGGCCCUCGCCUAUCAGGACCUGUACCCUGGAGCCUCAAGCUCUCUUGGAAUCCCAAGGGCCCGGCCGACACCAUAUCCCCUCCCCAACAUCCAGGCUGACAGGGAUCAGGGGGGCCUGCCCCUCCCGGCUGGGAUGGGGCUCCUGGCCCCCACUGCCACCUGCCUGAGGUCUCAGCAGGACCCUCAGUGAUGAUGGGUACCCUGUGGACACAGUCCUCUUACCCUGGACCCCACGCCCUCCAGCCUCACCUCUGCAGAGACGCCCCGCCCUCCCCAGGGAGAGCAGUGAACACAGAAGCCCAGAGAGGGAGGCUGCCUGCCCAGAAUCUCAGCAAGGCUGGGAUGGUGCCAGGCUAGGAACCAGGCCUCCUACUUCCCGACCUGUACCCUUCUGCCUUGGGGGUGACUCCUCCAGACCCUGCUCCCCCUCUUCCUUACCCCAAACAUUAAACCAUUUGGCAUGGG